Messenger RNA from Pyrenophora tritici-repentis Pt-1C-BFP, 1567 nucleotides. RefSeq names its product Upp, Uracil phosphoribosyltransferase. The record is from RefSeq and is a predicted model, not a curated record. Gene Ontology annotation, molecular function: ribosylnicotinamide kinase activity. Lineage: Eukaryota; Fungi; Ascomycota; Dothideomycetes; Pleosporales; Pleosporaceae. Gene Ontology annotation, cellular component: cytoplasm.
ACUGCAUCUGUCAAUUGAAAUCUCUGCUAUCUUUUGGUUCAUCUUUUGACCCACCUCUGUCCAAGUUCUUCACGUCAAACACGGAUUGCAUACCAACAGCGCAGGCUCUACUCCAAAAGCUUAGCAUUCAGACCCUCGUACCCCUCGUUUCUCCUCCACAGUGACCAAGAAAAAUGUCUACCGAAUCUCAACCCACGGCGCCCUCGCAAUGCGUAGGGCCUGACUACCGGGACUCUGCUCAAAAGCCAACGGCAACAGUUUCCACACCCCUCAGUCAGGCCAAUGUUCACAUUCUGCCUCAAACCCCCCAGCUGAUAGCACUGCUCACCAUGAUACGCGACCGCUCCACCGGCCGUGCAGACUUCAUCUUCUACAGCAACCGAAUCAUCCGUCUCCUCGUCGAAGAAGGUCUCAACCACCUUCCCGUCGAAUCCCAGGAAAUCACUACGCCUGUAGGCCACACCUAUGCGGGUGUAAAGUUUGAAGGCAAGAUCUGUGGCGUGUCCAUCAUGCGAGCGGGGGAGUCCAUGGAACAGGGGCUUAGGGACUGCUGUAGAAGUGUUCGUAUCGGCAAGAUCUUGAUCCAGAGAGAUGAGGAGACUGCCAAGCCAAAGCUUUACUAUGACAAGCUGCCCGAGGACAUCAGCGAUAGGUGGGUAUUAUUACUGGAUCCCAUGCUGGCUACUGGCGGUUCGGCGCUCAUGGCUAUUGAUGUGCUCAAGUCCAGGGGUGUUCCAGAGGACCAUAUUCUGUUCCUCAACCUUAUUGCAAGCCCGGAAGGCGCGCAGAAUCUUGCAGAACAGUUCCCCAAGGUUAGGGUAGUGACUGCCUUUGUCGACCAGGGACUAGACGAAAAGAACUACAUCGUCCCGGGACUAGGUGACUUUGGUGAUCGAUUCUACACCAUGUAAAAGUACGCAAUAGCAAGUCACUUUGAUUGAGAGCAUUUGUUGGGCGUAGGCUGGCUGUAAAUUGCUUUGGCAUAUUUUGGCAUGAGACUAUUGGCAUUUGAAUGCACACUGCAUCAUAGGACUCUGGACUUGGUCGUGCGUAAUUCAUUUUGCAAGUGCACUUCAGGUGGAGCACAGCAGUAUUAUGCAUCGGACUAGAGCAGCCUGAUGCUGAUAGUAACGAAUACACCGUCGUUAUCAGUAAAUCCAUUUUGAUACCCCAAACGCCUUGCAAGCCAUGACUCUCCGUGUCCCCCCAUGUGUUGUACAAGGUCCCAAACGCUCAUGCCUCCAGCCACUAUUCUGUUUUGCGACCCCGGUGUCGAACCACAAUCUAGUCGGCAUACUCGCCCUCGGCGUCUGCCUCAUCGUGCUCGAUAAAGCCGCCAUCACCGUCGUCAUCGUCCUGAUUAUGCGCCGUCGGCAUCCUGCCCAUGCGGUUGCUGCUUCUUGACAUCUCAGCAUUUCCCUUGGCUGCCUCCUUUGCGACAGCAUCACACGCAUCGAUCCAGUCGGCAUACACGUCGACAGGCGCGCUGAGGUAGUUGAUGUUGGUUUGGAAGGUCUGGCCGCAGACUUUGCAUUGGAGGUUGCCGACGCCCGACUUCUUCUCGAUG